AUUGCCUCGCCCUUUCACUAUACAUAACAAGUCCGUUCAGGAAGAACGCUGUCACGAAACGUGUAGUGCAACUUUGUGCCACGACCAUUGUGCAUUUAAUUGAACGGAAAUAUAGUCUUGCAUCUUAGGCAACUUUGGACUAUUUUCUGUUAAGUUUGUUUACUUUUUUUGUCGUGAGAUGUCGACUACCAUAAAGAAUAUUUCGGUUACCUACGAUGGUUAUGAUGUAGGUAAAGCCUUUUGCAGCGGCGAUUUCAUAGCGGGUAGAGUAACUCUGGAAGUUGCGAAAGAUUGCAAAAUAGAGUCUCUUUCCAUUAAAGCGAAGGGCAAGUCUGAGGUCCUUUGGACAGAACAUCAUAAUAAGACAACGGUGACAUACCAUUCCAAGGAGAAGUUCUUUAGCAUUCUGCAAUUUAUCAUUCAAGAACAAAAAGGCAAAGGACAAGACCACCAAACCUUGUUGACAGGACAAAGUGGGUCUGCAGAGUGUAAUAUUGUAGCUCCAGGAAAGCACAUUUACCCAUUCACCUUUCAGAUCCCACUCCAAGCAAUGCCAUCGUCCUUUAAAGGUGACUGGGGUAAAAUCCGCUAUACUUUAGAGGCCAAGUUAAGCAGAUCAAUGAGGAUGAGUAGCAAAGCCAUGGCUGAAUUUCCCUUUUUCUCCAGAGUCGACCUGUAUAGCAGCCCUGAACUGAUGAUACCUCAGCAUGGGGCCAAAGAUAAGAAGAUGAGGUUUUUCACCUCAGGAAAAGUGGGAAUGGACGUUAACAUAGAGCGACAGGGCUUCUACUUAGGAGAAGACAUAAAGGUUGUAGCGUCCAUUGAGAAUAGCUCAUCUCGUGAGAUAAAGCCCAAGUAUACACUGCACCAGAAGCAGAGUUUCUUUGCCAGGGGCAAGAGGAGGUUGUCUACUAAAGACAUCCUGAAAGAUCUGGGCGAGCCCAUUCCUCCAUCUGGACGACAAACCGUCACUAAACUCAUUAAAAUCCCGCCGAACAUUUUCCCAUCCAUCAACUGCAGUAACAUCCACUGCGAGUACAAGCUGAAGAUCUACCUUGAUGUACCAUACGCUACAGACCCAGAAAUCAAAUUGCCCUUGGUCCUCCUCCCGGCUGUUCAAAUGCCUGGACUGCAGCCUCCAUCUUACUCUGACUUUGGUUUUAACUCGUUCGGGAACACAAAUCAACCCGGAUGGAACAAUGCACCAGUGGCCCCGGGAGCGUAUCAACCAGCGGCCCCGGGAGCGUAUCAACCAAUGGCCCCGUAUCAACCAGCGGCCCCGGGAGGGUAUCAACCAACGGCCCCGUAUCAACCAGCGGCCCCGGGAGGGUAUCAACCAGCGGCCCCGGGAGCGUAUCAACCAGCGGCCCCGGGAGCGUAUCAACCAACGGCCCCGGGAACGUAUCAACCAGCGGCGCCGGGAGCGUGUGAACCAACGGCCCCGGGAGCGUAUCAACCAGCGCCCCCGUAUCAGCCAACGGCCCCGGGAGCGUAUCAGCCAACGGCCCCGGGAGCGUAUCAGCCAACGGCCCCGGGAGCGUAUCAGCCAACGGCCCCGGGAGCGUAUCAGCCAACGGCCCCGGGAGCGUAUCAGCCAACGGCCCCGGGAGCGUGUGAACCAACGGCCCCGUAUCAACCAACGGCCCCGGGAGCGUAUCAACCAGCGCCCCCGUAUCAACCAGCGGCCCCGGGAGGGUAUCAACCAACGGCCCCGGGAGCGUAUCAGCCAACGGCCCCGGCACCCCGUUCACCUCCCCCAGGCUAUGGAAUGUAUCCAUCCAUAUCUGAUGAUGCCGGUAAAUCGUAGUGGAAGAAAAUACACUUCCUGGAUAUUCCUCCUGCCUUUACUGUGUUGUUACUGUGAUUUUAAAAAGCUGUCAGAGACAGUAAAAGAACCAAGGCAGCCCACUUCAGGACACUCCCAUUAUUUUUGUGUCCUGACGGGCCCAGUCUGGUUGUCUUAUUGCCCCCACCUGGUGUGCCACAGAGACAUCUCACAGGCUCAUUACUGGUUUGGCUCUACUCAGAGAUGCCGUCAGUUUGCUUGAGCAUUUGAAGGUAAAGGGGUAAUCUGCAGUUCAAUCUACAAGAAUGCUGCCAUUUGGAUAACCUGAUUGAUGGGUAUGGAGAAAUGUAGGGUUGGUCUUGUUCCCUUGCAUUCUCAAGUCAAUGCCUAAAAAUAUUUAUUGUUGAUAGAUGGCCAUAGAAACAAUGACUGGAAAAAAGGUAAUUUCAAAGCCCUUAGAAUAUUUGAAAGACAUGAAAAUGAAUUAAUCUUUAACAUCAGAGAAAGGCACUUUUUAGUGUUCAGUACAGUCCUGUUUUCACCUUUUACUAAUUUCCAUGUCAUUCAGCUUAUUAGGGCUUUAAAUAUGUAUUACUAUAUAACGUGUGCAUUUGCUGUUCUCGAUGUGACAUUAAACACCUGAAAUGCAGUAAAAAAAAUAAAUGUUUAAAUUAGUUUGACAGGUUAAAGACCACAGUAGAACAAUGCAACUGAUGAUCUUCUGCCUGCAUUUAAACUAACACUCAAAUUAGACCGACAUGAUUGACAUACUGUUUGGAAUUUAAGGUUGAUGUGUAUAAGUGCUGGGUUCCAAAGGACAAGGCACACCUCUACAAGGUGUUUUAACUGAUUAUUAUACAGUAUGGAUGUCCGAGAGGGUUACGUAAUUGUUUGCCAUAUCAAAAUCUGAACAACAAUAUUAUAGUCCUCCAAAGUAAUAAAGAUAAAGCUUGAUUAUCCCUCUGCUCUUCCAGUGCCAUCUA
This is a messenger RNA of Esox lucius (northern pike), 2769 nucleotides long. RefSeq names its product arrestin domain-containing protein 3-like. Bases 179 to 1807 code for a protein of 542 amino acids. The record is from RefSeq and is a predicted model, not a curated record. Gene Ontology annotation, biological process: protein transport. Gene Ontology annotation, cellular component: cytoplasm; plasma membrane. The transcript is spliced from 7 exons. Lineage: Eukaryota; Metazoa; Chordata; Actinopteri; Esociformes; Esocidae.